Molecule: messenger RNA, 2874 nt
Organism: Passer domesticus (house sparrow)
Lineage: Eukaryota; Metazoa; Chordata; Aves; Passeriformes; Passeridae
Gene: DHX15
Product: DEAH-box helicase 15
Exons: 14
Coding region: 128-2425 (765 amino acids)
Cellular component (GO): spliceosomal complex; intracellular anatomical structure
Molecular function (GO): RNA binding; RNA helicase activity; ATP binding
Source: RefSeq, a predicted model, not a curated record
CUUCCGGCCACCAUUUUGUCGGCCGUGCCUCGCCGUGCCGCCGCUCGGGGAGGGAGCGCAGCGCGCCCGCCGCACCCGGACGGACCGACCGCCAGCCAGACCGACCGACUGACCGCUCGCCAUCGCCAUGUCCAAGCGCCACCGCCUCGAUCUGGGCGACGAUUACAGCUCCAGCAAGAAACGCACCACCGACGGGAAAGAUCGGGACCGGGACAGGGACCGAGAUGACCGUUCCAAAGAUCGGGACAGGGAUCGUGACAGAGAUAGAGAUCGUGACAGAGAGAGGGACAAGGAAAAAGAUCUGCGACCUACAUCCAACUCUACAUAUUAUGGAUCUGCUGCGUUACCAGCUAUAAAACCAGCAAUGAUUCCACACAGUAUUAACCCUUUCACAAAUCUACCACAUACCCCACGAUAUUAUGAUAUCCUGAAAAAAAGGCUACAGCUUCCUGUCUGGGAAUAUAAGGAAAGAUUUACAGAUAUUUUGAUUAGGCAUCAGUCAUUUGUGCUGGUUGGAGAGACUGGGUCUGGUAAAACAACACAGAUCCCUCAGUGGUGUGUUGACUACAUGCGCUCGCUGCCCGGCCCGAAGAGGGGAGUGGCGUGUACCCAGCCCCGGCGAGUGGCCGCCAUGAGCGUGGCGCAGCGCGUUGCUGAUGAGAUGGAUGUCAUGCUGGGCCAGGAGGUUGGGUACUCCAUUCGCUUUGAAGAUUGCAGUAGCGCAAAAACCAUUCUGAAGUAUAUGACUGAUGGUAUGUUGCUUCGUGAAGCAAUGAAUGAUCCUCUGCUGGAGCGCUAUGGUGUUAUAAUUCUUGAUGAGGCCCAUGAGAGAACACUGGCUACGGAUAUCUUGAUGGGAGUUCUGAAGGAAGUUGUAAGACAAAGAUCUGAUCUGAAGGUUAUUGUUAUGAGUGCUACUUUAGAUGCUGGCAAGUUUCAGAUCUAUUUUGAUAACUGUCCUCUUCUAACUAUCCCGGGUCGCACCCAUCCUGUGGAGAUAUUCUAUACUCCAGAACCUGAAAGGGACUACCUUGAGGCUGCCAUUCGAACAGUGAUACAAAUUCACAUGUGUGAAGAAGAAGAAGGAGAUCUCUUACUCUUUCUUACAGGACAAGAGGAGAUUGAUGAAGCCUGCAAGAGGAUAAAACGUGAAAUUGAUGACUUAGGUCCUGAAGUUGGUGACAUAAAAAUCAUUCCAUUGUAUUCCACCCUUCCUCCACAGCAACAGCAAAGAAUAUUUGAACCUCCCCCACCGAAAAAGCAAAAUGGAGCAAUAGGACGAAAGGUUGUGGUGUCCACUAACAUUGCUGAGACAUCAUUGACAAUAGAUGGCGUAGUGUUUGUGAUUGAUCCUGGCUUUGCAAAACAGAAGGUGUACAAUCCUCGUAUCAGAGUGGAGUCUCUGCUGGUGACUGCCAUCAGUAAAGCGUCUGCCCAGCAGCGGGCUGGCCGUGCUGGUCGUACUCGGCCAGGCAAGUGCUUCAGGCUUUAUACAGAGAAAGCCUACAAAACUGAAAUGCAGGACAACACAUACCCUGAAAUUUUGAGGUCUAACUUAGGAUCUGUAGUAUUACAGCUCAAGAAGCUUGGUAUAGAUGAUUUGGUGCACUUUGAUUUUAUGGAUCCUCCAGCUCCUGAAACUCUGAUGAGAGCCUUAGAGCUUUUAAAUUAUCUGGCUGCUUUAAAUGAUGAUGGAGACUUGACUGAGUUGGGAUCCAUGAUGGCUGAAUUUCCACUGGAUCCACAGCUGGCUAAAAUGGUUAUUGCAAGCUGUGACUACAACUGUUCUAAUGAGGUCCUAUCUAUUACUGCCAUGUUGUCAGUCCCACAGUGUUUUGUUCGCCCCACGGAAGCAAAGAAAGCAGCAGAUGAAGCCAAGAUGAGGUUUGCCCACAUAGAUGGAGAUCAUUUGACGUUGCUGAAUGUCUACCAUGCUUUCAAGCAAAAUCAUGAGUCGGUUCAGUGGUGUUACGACAACUUCAUUAACUACAGGUCCCUGAUGUCUGCAGACAAUGUACGCCAACAGCUGUCACGAAUCAUGGAUAGAUUUAAUUUGCCCCGUAGAAGCACAGAUUUUACCAGUCGAGACUAUUACAUCAACAUAAGAAAGGCAUUAGUUACUGGGUAUUUCAUGCAGGUGGCACAUUUGGAGCGAACAGGGCAUUACUUAACAGUGAAAGAUAACCAGGUGGUGCAGUUGCAUCCCUCCACUGUUCUUGAUCACAAACCAGAAUGGGUGCUGUAUAAUGAGUUUGUCCUUACAACGAAGAAUUACAUCCGGACAUGUACAGACAUCAAGCCAGAAUGGCUGGUGAAAAUUGCCCCUCAAUAUUAUGACAUGAGCAAUUUUCCACAGUGCGAAGCAAAGAGACAGUUGGAUCGCAUCAUUGCCAAACUUCAGUCCAAGGAAUACUCACAGUACUGAAUUUAUGCUUUGAACUGAAGUUAUUCAGAGGACAGCUUUAAGAGAUGAAAGGAUUCAAAAGUUCAAGUUGUGCUCUUCACUUUGGUUCAAUAAUGGCCUUUAUUUGAAAGCUUUUUAAUUUUUCUUUACAGUAAAUAUUCCAUUCUGAUUUCAUAAAUUAAACAUUUAUGCCUCCCUUUUGUGUUGACACUGUAGCUCAUACUGGAAAAGCUAAUCAAUGUUUUGCAGUUUAUUGAAAGUAGUUCUAUAUAUAACAAUGUUAUAAGCAUUUCUUUAGAAAUGGUUGAAAAUGCUUCUAAAAAUGUGAUUAUCGACCAUGGUAUGCAUGAUCGUUGUAAUUGUUGACAUUCCUUUUAGAAGUUGUGAAAUGUUACAACUUGUGCUUCUGUAGACACAAUCUUCGGCUUCAGUACAAGAGUACUGACUUCAAUAAAGUCUAUUUAUACUAA